Pipistrellus nathusii (Nathusius's pipistrelle) is the source of this 1338-nucleotide messenger RNA. Lineage: Eukaryota; Metazoa; Chordata; Mammalia; Chiroptera; Vespertilionidae. The record is from the annotation of a GenBank genome assembly.
AUGAAUGAGGAGUACGACGUGAUCGUGCUGGGCACCGGCCUGACGGAAUGUAUCCUGUCAGGUAUAAUGUCAGUGAAUGGGAAGAAAGUUCUUCACAUGGAUAGAAACCCAUAUUAUGGAGGAGAAAGUGCAUCUAUAACACCUCUGGAAGAUUUAUACAAAAGAUUUAAAAUACCAGGAGCACCACCAUCAUCAAUGGGGAGAGGAAGAGAUUGGAAUGUUGACUUAAUUCCCAAGUUCCUUAUGGCUAAUGGUCAGCUGGUUAAGAUGCUACUUUAUACAGAAGUCACUCGUUAUCUGGAUUUCAAAGUGACUGAAGGGAGCUUUGUCUAUAAGGGAGGAAAAAUCUACAAGGUUCCUUCCACUGAAGCAGAAGCCCUGGCAUCUAGCUUAAUGGGGCUGUUUGAAAAACGUCGCUUCAGAAAAUUCCUAGUAUAUAUUGCCAACUUCGAUGAAAAUGAUGCUAGAACAUUUGAGGGCAUUGAUCCUAAGAAGACCGCAAUGCGAGAGGUGUAUAAGAAAUUUGAUUUGGGCCAAGAUGUUAUAGAUUUUACUGGUCAUGCCCUGGCGCUUUACAGAACUGAUGACUAUUUAGAUCAACCAUGUUGUGAAACCAUUAACAGGAUUAAACUUUACAGUGAGUCUUUGGCAAGAUAUGGCAAAAGCCCAUACCUUUAUCCACUGUAUGGCCUUGGAGAGCUGCCACAAGGAUUUGCAAGGCUAAGUGCUAUUUAUGGAGGUACCUACAUGCUGAAUAAACCAAUUGAAGAAAUAAUUGUGGAAAAUGGAAAAGUGAUUGGUGUUAAGUCUGAAGGAGAGAUUGCUCGUUGUAAGCAGCUCAUCUGUGACCCCAGCUAUGUAAAAGAUCGGGUAGAAAAAGUGGGUCAGGUGAUCCGUGUUAUCUGUAUCCUCAGUCACCCCAUCAAGAAUACCAAUGAUGCCAACUCCUGCCAGAUCAUUAUUCCACAGAACCAGGUCAAUCGGAAGUCAGAUAUCUAUGUCUGCAUGAUCUCCUCUGCACACAAUGUGGCAGCACAAGGGAAGUACAUUGCCAUAGUCAGUACAACUGUGGAGACCAAGGAACCCGAGAAAGAAAUCAGACCAGCUUUGGAGCUCUUGGAACCAAUUGAACAGAAAUUCGUUAGCAUCAGUGACCUGCUUGUACCAAAAGAUUUGGGAACAGAAAGCCAGAUCUUUAUUUCCCGUACAUAUGAUGCUACAACUCACUUUGAGACAACCUGUGAUGACAUUAAAGACAUCUAUAAGAGGAUGACAGGAUCAGAGUUUGACUUUGAGGAAAUGAAGCGCAAGAAAAAUGACAUCUAUGGGGAAGACUAA